AGUGGUUCCUAUCAAAAAUUCAAAAUACAUAGACGACGUUAUACAAGAAAGUAGGCAGUUACUGUGUAUUGAAUAUAGUGGCCUGAUAAUUGGAAGGGAGUGAGAAACAUUAUAUGGGCUAUGAGAAUGUAGUAAGACAAUAGGGGUUUAAAAAAGCUGCAAAGGAUUCCCCCCAUACACAUGACAUACACUCCCUAACUUGGCAAUACAGAGGAUCCGACUUCCUCCUCUGCAACAUUUUAUUUAUACUCGUGUUUUUGUGAUAUGUCUAUUUCCUUCUUCCCACUAUCACUCUCACUCUGUGUGUUUAUUCAGUGUGUACUGUAGUACUGGAGCGCGAAUAUCUAAACACCUGAAAACAUACCGAGGCGAGUGAUCAAAGAUUUUAAGGGAUCAAGCUAGCAGUAAUUUUGAGGACUACCGCGAAAGUUGAAGAGAAUGAGAAAUCCUCGGCGUUACUACUGUGUUUAUUCGGUUCUAUUGAUAUUCCUCUUCGCAUUCUUCAUCUUCCCCUCCAUUUCUCGGGACAUCAACUACUUGUUAAACUGCAGAAAUCAUCAUGACUUGCAAAUUCAGAAGAUAUUGAAUGGCGUAAAGAGUGGCAAAGAUGAACGCGAUAUAACAAGGAGGAUUCUAAGAGGGAUAGGGUCAUACCCACCACGCUGCGCAUCCAAGUGUGGAAACUGCAAACCAUGUAAGCCAGUUCAUGUUACUGUGCCUCCAGGGGCACCCGUCCCAGCCGAAUACUACCCUGAAGCAUGGAAGUGUAAAUGUGGUAACAGGUUUUACACCCCUUAAAAAAAUAAUAACCUAUCAUCUAUGUCUGUGUUUUCAUGUCACUUUGGCCGAGUUCCGGCUAAUUAGCUAGAGUUACAGUUAAUUAGUACGGGACUACGGGGUGAUAUACAAGCUAGUGUAUUGAUUUUGAUGAUCAUUUGACACAUUCAAAUCCCGAAUACUAUUACAUUAGCUUUAGCUACACCAACACGGGAAUUGAGUAAUUCAAUUUGGUUUACUCCUCAUUAGUAUGUAUUAUUGUAAAUAGAGGAGAAAUUUGGAUAAUAUAGUACUAUAUAGGUCUACUAAUUGUAAUCAUAUAGUAGUAAUGUCUAGAACCAUGCACCCUUUGCAUGGUUCUGGAUUAUUUGAAACUCAAGAUUUUGCAAUUUAAUGUACGUGCAAUGUUUGUAGUUUUGAUGUGAUA
Molecule: messenger RNA, 1204 nt
Organism: Spinacia oleracea (spinach)
Lineage: Eukaryota; Viridiplantae; Streptophyta; Magnoliopsida; Caryophyllales; Amaranthaceae
Product: EPIDERMAL PATTERNING FACTOR-like protein 5
Exons: 3
Coding region: 439-798 (119 amino acids)
Biological process (GO): stomatal complex development; guard cell differentiation
Source: RefSeq, a predicted model, not a curated record